Molecule: messenger RNA, 537 nt
Organism: Otolemur garnettii (small-eared galago)
Lineage: Eukaryota; Metazoa; Chordata; Mammalia; Primates; Galagidae
Product: centrin-4
Exons: 5
Coding region: 31-537 (168 amino acids)
Biological process (GO): mitotic cell cycle; centriole replication; nucleotide-excision repair
Cellular component (GO): centriole; centrosome
Molecular function (GO): calcium ion binding
Source: RefSeq, a predicted model, not a curated record
UCCUGGCUGCUGAGACCGCUGGUUGGGGACAUGGCAUCCAACUACUGCCCAAGUUCAGAGCAAUGGAAGGAAAGUGCAGCAAAAAUGGAAUUGAAUGAAACUCAAAAGCAAGAAAUUAAAGAGGCCUUUGAUUUAUUUGAUGUUGAUGGGUCUGGAACCAUAGAUGUGAAAGAAUUGAAGAUUGCAAUGCAGGCCUUAGGAUUUGAGCCAAAGAAAGAAGAAAUUAAAAAAAUGAUAGCAGAAAUCGACAAAGAUGGAAUUGGCACCAUUAGAUUUGAAGAUUUUUUUGCCCUUAUGAGUGUAAAAAUGAGUGAAAAAGAUGAAAAAGAAGAAAUUUUAAAGGCUUUUAAAUUAUUUGAUGAUGAUGAUACUGGAAGUAUAACACUAAACAAUAUCAAGAGGGUUGCUAAGGAACUGGGGGAAAAUUUAACAGAUGAUGAACUUCAGGAAAUGCUUGAUGAAGCUGAUCGUGAUGGGGAUGGAGAAAUAAAUGAGGCAGAAUUUUUGAGAAUGAUGAAAAAGACCACUCUUUAUUAA